AUUAAAAAAAUACUAAACCUUAAGUGGUAAUGCUACUGAAGAAACUCUGCUGGGAUCUUUGUUUCUACAGGAGACCAUGGGGAAGAGAGUGGCAAUCGUUGGAGCUGGAGUGAGUGGCUUGGCUUCCAUCAGAGCCUGUUUGGAAGAAGGGCUUCAGCCUACCUGCUUUGAGAGGAGUGAUAGUGUCGGGGGCCUGUGGAAAUAUUCAGAUCAUGCAGAAGAAGGACGGGCCAGCAUUUACCAAUCUGUAUUUACCAAUUCUUGCAAAGAAAUGAUGUGUUUUCCAGAUUUUCCUUAUCCUGAUGACUAUCCUAACUAUAUGCAUAACACUGAGCUCCAGAAAUACAUAAAUAUGUUUGCUCAAAAGAAGAAUCUUUUAAAAUAUAUACAAUUUGAGACAGUGGUCACUAGCAUAAAGAAACAUGCCAAUUUCUCAGUCACUGGUCAGUGGGAUAUUGUUACUGAAAAGAAUGGAAAUCAGGAGUCAUCUGUAUUUGAUGCUGUGCUGAUUUGCUCAGGACACCAUGUGUACCCUAACCUACCACUUGAUUCCUUUCCUGGACUAGCAAAGUUUCAAGGCACCUAUAUCCACAGUCGGGAGUAUAAGGGUCCAGAAGGUUUCAAGGGGAAGAAAGUUCUUGUGAUUGGCCUAGGAAAUUCUGGAUCAGAUAUUGCUGUUGAGCUCAGUCACACGGCAUCACAGGUCUUUAUUAGCACCCGAAGUGGUUCUUGGAUAAUGAGUCGUGUUUGGGAAGAUGGCUACCCUUGGGAUAUGGUGUAUAUAACACGUUUCAGAAAUUUUCUCUGGAAUUCUCUCCCUAACUUUGUCUCAGAUUGGUUAUAUGUUAAGAGGAUGAACUCACGAUUUAAACAUGAGAACUAUGGCCUGAUACCUUCCAAUGGAAUCUUGAGAAAAGAGCCUGUGUUCAAUGAUGAGCUUCCAGCCCGCAUCAUCUGUGGGGCAGUAUCCAUCAAGCCUGAUAUCAGGGAAUUUACAGAGACAUCCGUGGUGUUUCAGGAUGGGACAGAGUUUGGACCCAUUGACUUGGUCAUCUUUGCAACUGGCUAUGGCUAUGCUUAUCCUUUCCUUGAUGACUCAAUCAUCAAAAGCAGAAACAACGAAGUGACACUGUAUAAAGGCAUCUUCCCUCCUCCCCUCGAGAAGCCCACCAUGGCUGUGAUUGGACUUGUCCAGUCCCUCGGUGCUGCCAUCCCCACAACUGACCUACAAGCCCGCUGGGCUGCAAAGGUCAUUGCAGGUUCUUGCGUUCUGCCUUCUUUCAAUGCCAUGAUGGAUGACAUUGAUGAGAAAAUGGGGAAAAAACUCAAGCGGUUUGGCCAGAGUCAGACUUUACAGACUGAUUACAUCACAUAUAUGGACGAAAUUGCUUCCUUUAUAGGAACAAAGCCCAAUAUAUUGUGGCUUUUUCUAACAGACCCCAAACUGGCGAUGGAAGUUUACUUUGGCCCCUGCAGCCCUUACCAGUUUCGUCUGACUGGACCAGGGAAGUGGGAUGGAGCCAGAAAUGCCAUUUUGACCCAGUGGGACCGGACAGUGAAGCCAACCAGAACAAGGAUUGUCUGUGGUGCUCAGAGACCACAACCCUUUUUUCAUUUGCUUAAAAUACUCUCUCUGUGUGUACUCUUUCUAGCUUUUCUGCUGAUGUAUUAGUAAAAGCCAAUCACUUCCAGGGCUUAUAAAACAUUUUCAAAGGUUAAUAUCCCCACUCCUGCAAAGAAUAAUCCAAAUAUUUUGUAAUGCACUAGUACUCCUGAUGAGAUAGCAGUCACAGGUAUCACUCUUAGUUCAAUCAAUUCAUUAAUCAACAUGUAACAAGUGGCUUUUCCCAACCUUCUUUCUUUUGAUUCCUUUCUUAUAGAUUUAGCAGAUAAAAAAAUUAAUUUCUUUACUAUAUGAAGAAUGAAAUCAAGUAAUGACUAGGAAAAAAUGUCUAAGAAAUUUAUUUUCCCCUAAAUGUUUUCUUUACUUCUUCUUUAUUUGGUUUGAUGGGAGCUUGUGUUUGGAAAGAAUCAUAAGUAUAUCUGCCCCAAGAUAUGACUUUGUUUUGCAGGCUUGGUAUGCUGCCUGAUGGCAUGGUCCAGUGUGAUCAGGAUCACAGAAUCAACGGCUUAUAAUUAAGACCCUUAAAGACCACCUAGUUCAACUCACUUAUUUUACAGAAGAAGAAAAGUGUAGGUCAGAUUCAAACUCAAGUCUCCUAAUUACAAAUCCUGUACACUUUCUCAGAAGAAAGAGAAGUGUUGAAUGAUAGGAAGCACAGUACUGAAGUCUUCAGCUUUCUAAGAAUAUUUGUCAGUGUUUUGAUAAACUAGAGAAUGGCGCUGUCCAACCCACCUCUGAGUGUUUUUACAGAUUGAUUUUUGAUAAACCCAUUUUCUGAAUAUAGGAAAAAUUGAUCCUCAUAACUCAAUAAAUUGGAAAAAUUAAUGCUAGGUUUCUGACUGGGUUUGCUCUGAAUUUAGCUGUUUGAAGACCAGUUAGUUUUUUUCACAAGCCACCAUGAGUACAAGUAUACCCCGAGGUAAUGUCACUACUGGAUUCCAGUAAAAGACUGUUAUAAAUUAUGGCAACUUAAUUCAAUUCAACAAAUAUUUAUAAGUACCACCUAUGUAUAUUUCUAUGAUAGCGUACACUGAUAAAAUUUUGAAGUUAAAUAGUCCCCAACCCUAAAGGAUUUGCUCCACUGUAAGUGGUGGUGAUAGGGCUUAGAAAAGGUCCUCAGAGAAGUAAAUACAAGAACACAAAUUACUUUAAGAAGUUUCAGAGUAUUAGAUCAGCUGCUAGGAGGAAGUAAUUGAAUGAAAUCCUGACAGUAAGUAAGGAAGAAGUGGAGGAAGGAAUACAAUCCAAAUGGAAUGGGCAGUUUCUGUGGAGUUCCAAUGCCAAGUUCAAAGAAUAGCUAGUAGUCCAAUUUAGCAGAAACAGAGAAUAUAUGGAAGAGAAAAAAAUAAAUCAACAUUAGAGAGCCAGUUAAGGGAGAGUUUCUGAUUACCAGAAUGAGAAGUUUAUGCUAGAAACAAUAGAAAACUACUAUAGUUGUUGUUGUUGUUGCUGCUGCUGCUGCAGUUAUUUGAGGCAGGGAAGUGGUGUUCAGAUCUAUUCCACAGGAAGAUUAUUUGGGCAGAUGUGUGAAGGAUGGCUUGAUAAUGGAAGAAACUGGAAACAAGGAGACUAAUUAGAUUAAUUAAAGACUGCUUAUUGCAGUAAUAUAUGAGAGUCUGAUGUGAAGUUAUUGUCAGGCUGGUGGAAAGAAAAUUGUGGAUCCAAAACAUAAUUGAAAAUUAAAUGAACAAGACUUGGCAAUCAUGGUUGGAUUCAGAGCAUGAGGAAGUGUUUCUGGAAAACUCUAGAAUGUCUUCUAGGUUAUACAUCCAAUUCAGGAAAUGGGGAGUCCCUACAAUAGAAUGAUGCAUCUCACCUCAAUUUUCUUUAUACAAUACUCAUUUGUGUGUUUGUUUUCUACCUCUAUAGCACAUUUCUUGAAGAGAGAACCCAUUUAUUUUUAUCUUUAAAUACUGACUAGCACAAUACUUUGCACAUAGUAAAUACAGAAUAAACAUUGAUUCAAUUGAAUUGAGUUGGAAGAAAGGAAGAUUUAAGGGGAUGAUGAUUUAGUUUGGACAACAUGCAUUUGAGAUGUCUUUCAGUAUGUAGGAAUAAAGUUAAAGAAAAAGGUGGGGGCUGGAAAAUAGUAAUUUGAACACUGUCACCAACCAUUUAAAUUGGUUAAAUAAAUAAAUAAAACCAUUAUUUCUUGGGCAAUUUGCUCAAUGACCAUAAAAUUGAAUUCUGUGUUUAGUUUUGGUUUAGUUAUGAUGGUUGGGUUUAGUUAUGAUUUAGCAACAUUAUUUGUUUAUGGUGCCAAUUUCAAAGAGAUUUAUUUUCUACAUAACAAUUGUAUUUCUACUUAUUUGCAAUCCUGAUAAAGUGCAAUGUUGGUCACUGCUCUCCCACUGAGCAUAUUCAAAUAUUCAUAAUGGCCAGAUUUUUUUUCAAUAUUAUUUUAUUUUUCUAAAUGUAUGUAAAGAUAAUUUUCAACAUUCAUUUCUGUAAAAGUUUGUGUAAAUUUUUCUCUCUUCCUGCUUUAUUUUCCUCCUCCCCAACACAGUAAGCAAUCUAAGUUAAACAUGUGCAAUUCUUUUAAACAUAUUUUCAUAUUUGUCAUGUUGUGUGAGAAAUAUCAGGCCAAAAGAAAAAAAAAAUACAUAAGUAAGAAACAAACAAACAAACAAACAAAAAAGUGAAAACACUAUGCUUUGAUCCACAUUCAGUUUCCAUGGUUCUCUCUCUGGAUGUGAUUGGCAUUUUCCAUCCUGAGUUUAUUGGAAUUGACCUUUGAGAAGAGCAAGUUAGAAUGCUCAGAUUUAUACAUAGAAUACAUAUUACUUUUAAACUGUUACUGCCUUGGCAACAAAUUUGAGCCCUUUGAUUUUUGCAAAGCUUUGUGGAAUGCUCUUUCUUCUAGUGUGUUUACUUGACCUUUUCAGUGAUGGGUCCAGAAGAAGCACCUUCAGUUGGGGUUGCUUCACCACGUGGGAACUCACUAAACAUUUUUCUUGGUAUGCUUCCUGCAUUCUAGUACAGUUUAGUUAUGAUGGGGUUGCAGACCUUCUCUAAUUCAUAAAACAGCAUUCUUAAGGGGGGCAACAUUACAGAAGAGUCAUAUCUGAAAUAAUAGAUAUGGAAAUUAAUUUACAAUUAAAAAAUCUAAAGCAUGUAAUGUUUUCCUGGAUUUUUUUGAGCUAUGAAACCCACAAGAAAUAUAACUCAACUGUACUCUAAUUCUUAUCUCCUUAAAUUCUAAAGGUUCUAAUUACAAAACUGAGUUAAAAUGAGAAAUAAUAUAGCCACGGAAGAAUAUAAUGAGUUUCUAAGAUCAGUGAACCUCAGAUGAAAAGAGUCCAAUGACAACUAUUUAUGGUCAUUCAUUUAUACAAAACUUCAUAGUUGACAAAAUAUUUCCCUCACAAGAUUGGCUUCCCAAGUUGUGGAUGAGAAUGUUGAGGCUCAGAGGAACUUGCCUACUUUAUUAAAGUUAAAUGACUUGCUAAUGGAUGCAUGUAUCAUAAGAGGCAAAGUGAGAACUAUGAUCCAAUACUUUUAAGUCCAAGAACACAGAUCCUUUGAUUUCAGGUCCAGUGUUCUUUAUGUAAUGCGUGCUGAUCAAGUCUGGCAUGAAGAGUCCAGGCUCAAGUUUAAUUUAUUUUCCUUGCUCUCCUUUAUAGCUAAACUGGUUUGUUAGUUUAGAGCCUCAUAUUACUAUGAGCCUUUUAUGGAUGACUGACUCCUGGGAGUUACAUAACAUAUUUUCAUUGUAUUAUCCCAGAAGAGAAUCAUAGCUUUUGUGGAGUUGAUUGGAUCACAUGACAGAGCAAACUACUUUUAAUGUGCUAAACAAGCAUAAAAACAUGGCAAGAUUGGACAAAAUAGAAGGCAAAAAUGCACCAGAGAGGAAUAAACACAGACAUCAGGACAACAAAACUUAAGAUUAAUUCUACCAAACUCUGAGUAUAUAGAUAUAACCUAUAUCAAAUUGCUUGCUAUCUUGGGGAGGGAGAGAAGAAAGGGAAGGAGAGAGAAAAAUCUUACAGAGAUGAAGGUUAAAAACUAAUUUUACAUGUUAUUUGAACAAAAGUAAAAAAAAAAAAACUAUUGAACUCUGAUCACUGUCAUCAUUCCAUCUCUUCCUCUGAUCUACAACACUGAACCUUCUUCAUCUUCUUUGUGAUUUCUAAUUUUUCAGCUCCCCACACUAAUUGAUGUAAUUAGUGGCCUGGAGUCAGGAAGAUCAGUUUCUGAGUUUAAAUCUGGCCUCAGACAUUUAAUUUCUGGGUGAUUCUGGGUAAGUCACUUCACCCUAUUUGCCUCAGUUUCCUCAUCUAUCAAAUGAGCUGAAAAAGGUAAUGGCAAAGCAGUAUUUUUGCAAAAAACAAACAAACAAACCCCCAAACCACUAAUGGGAUCUCAAAGAUUUGGACAAGACUGAAAACAACAGAAAGACAAUAAACAAGUCUGAUUUAUUCAUGAUGAGCUAAAGUAAUGUUUUUAGAGGAAUACAUGAGUGUGUUGACAAAUGUUUAAUAGCCAUGGUCUCCAGAAGAAAAAAAAAAUGCACACAUACUUUUAAAUUUAAAUUUCUAUUAUCAUUACUUUCUUAAGUCUGUAUAAUUAAUAAAAUAUUAAUUCAAACCUC
Molecule: messenger RNA, 6215 nt
Organism: Antechinus flavipes (yellow-footed antechinus)
Lineage: Eukaryota; Metazoa; Chordata; Mammalia; Dasyuromorphia; Dasyuridae
Product: putative dimethylaniline monooxygenase [N-oxide-forming] 6
Exons: 8
Coding region: 77-1672 (531 amino acids)
Molecular function (GO): NADP binding; N,N-dimethylaniline monooxygenase activity; flavin adenine dinucleotide binding
Source: RefSeq, a predicted model, not a curated record